Coccidioides immitis RS is the source of this 1182-nucleotide messenger RNA. Its product is annotated as pyoverdine/dityrosine biosynthesis family protein. Bases 1 to 1182 code for a protein of 393 amino acids. The transcript has 3 exons. NCBI's taxonomy places the organism in Eukaryota, Fungi, Ascomycota, Eurotiomycetes, Onygenales, Onygenaceae. The record is from RefSeq and is a predicted model, not a curated record.
AUGUCGCCCAGCCGGACUGAAAUCUGCUCUGAGGAGCCAACGUUCACAGGGCCCAAAGCCAAGGUGGCUUCGGUUCAAGAGGCCCCGAAGUUAGAGCCUGUGCAAGAACCAUGCCUGACCCCGGUCCCCGUCGAUGGCAUCCUCGAUGAGGGGCAGCAAUAUGACGUUCAUACACACACCUCGGAGAGAAUCCUUUCUGUCCUCAAGCCAUACCUCCUCGCCAAAUCACCCGACGCUCAUGAUCUCUGGGUCCGGGGUGCCCCAAAAUUCAUUUCAGUGAUCCGCAAUUUCGUUGAGAAGGGCCAAGUGGUGCAGAUGUGCCUGCCGGCCUUCCCUUGGAAGUCUGCCAAUAAGGUCCACAAGGUGCUCGGCACUCUGCCGGACAAGGCCGAGGAGGUGUCCCUGAAACGCUUAAAUGACCUGUGCGAGGCCAUUGGCGAUGUCUACAAUCCCGGGGCGGAGCUGCUCAUCAUUUCCGAUGGGCUGGUUUACAAUGAUCUCUUCACCAUCCCGGACCGCGACGUUUGGGAAUACGGUGAAGCUCUGCGCGCCCUCGCCGUCGAGACGAAGUGUACUCACAUUCGCUUCACUCGCCUAAGGGACCUCAUUGACGUCCCCGGCCUCCCAGAGAAGCUUGACGAAGUCACAUACAUCGCUAAUGCGACGAACUUUCGACGAGCGCUGCUAAAUAAGUUCAGCAAGCCGGAUCUAGACGUGCCCAAAGAGAUCGCUGAGAACGAGGACACGAGAUUGACGUACUGCGGCUACAAGCGCUUCCUGGAGAACGAUCUCCGGUACAUCUUUCCCCUAGGCAAGAACAGGAGUGUCAACAAAUAUCGCAAGGACGUCAAGUAUGUGGCCCAGCAGAUGAUCAGCCGCGGACAUGCAUUCGCGGGUGCUGUUAAGCACAACUUCCCGGAUUACCUCCGCCUGAGCAUCCACCACUCCACGGGCGAACACAAAGUUUCCAUUAGCCUGUUGCCGACAAGCACUUCUUACACGACACCCUGGCACUGCUGCGUGGCGAUUCUGGCGGACGGGAACAUCAUCAGCGGGCCAAAGGGAGAUUUUGAGGAGGAUCCGAGGCUCGAACUCGUCCGGGACGAAGAUGGGAGACCAACUCACUUCAGGGAGAGGGUAAACGAAGCUGUAGUAGAGAAAGUUUCAGUAGAAAAGACUUGA